Molecule: messenger RNA, 761 nt
Organism: Magnolia sinica
Lineage: Eukaryota; Viridiplantae; Streptophyta; Magnoliopsida; Magnoliales; Magnoliaceae
Product: kiwellin-1-like
Exons: 1
Coding region: 43-612 (189 amino acids)
Source: RefSeq, a predicted model, not a curated record
AAAAUCAAAGAGGAGAGAAAAGAAGCUAGAAUAGAAAGAUCGAUGGGUGCUUGGUUAAGGGCAUGCGUUUUGCUCAUCUUCCUUCUCUUUUCCCAAGCUUCUCUCCAAACACAAGCUCAGAAAUGUAAGCCCAGUGGCAAAUUGAGAGGUAAGAAAGCACCCAAGGGGCAAUGCAACACUGGGAAUGACUCUGAAUGCUGUAAAGAGGGCAAGAUUUACACCACAUACAAAUGUUCACCACCUGUGUCGAAACACACAAAGGCUGUCUUGACAAUCAACAGCUUCGAGAAGGGUGGAGAUGGUGGGGCCCCAUCAGAAUGUGAUAAUAAAUACCAUAAAGAUGAUACACCUGUGGUGGCACUCUCAACUGGGUGGUUCAAGGCAAACAACCAAGGGAGAUGCCUCAACAAGAUAAUCAUUCAUGCCAAUGGGCGCAACGUGGAAGCUAUGGUUGUCGAUGAGUGUGACUCGACUGUGGGGUGUGAUGCAGACCAUGAUUACCAACCUCCUUGUCCCAACAAUAUCGUUGAUGCCUCCAAAGCUGUUUGGAAAGCUUUGGGAGUGCCGAAAAGUGACUGGGGCGAGUUGGACAUUACUUGGUCUGAUGCUUGAAUUGUAUACAUGCAUCAAGGGAUAGGGAUGUACCCAAACAUUUGCUCAUAGCUGUGCAAAUGUGUGUGUUCCUGGUCUGCACGCAUAUCACAAUUUGGCAUUUGAAGUGUGUUUUUAUUUUAUUUUACUUUUGAAUCCUUCUUCUUUUG